AUGUCUUCGUCCAACGUCACCGUCGCUAAAGGCUCCUGGGUCCUCGUUACUGGCGUCAACGGCUUCGUCGGAACUCAUGUCGCGAAGCAAUUCCUAGAGCAUGGCUAUAAGGUCCGAGGCACGGUCCGCGAUGUAUCGCUGUAUCCCUGGCUCGUCAACGACCUGUUCAAGACUUAUGCGCAGAGUGGCGACUUCGAGGUAUUGGCUGCAGAUCUUGAAGCAGACAACGCCUUUGAGGAGGCCGUUAAAGGGGUUCAGAUCAUCCAGCAUGUCGCCUCGGUAGUCAGCUUCUCUCCUGACCCCAAUACCGUCAUUCCCCAGACCGUCAAGGGCGUUACUUCUCUUCUUGAUGCCGCGAUCAAAGAACCUUCCGUCAAAGAGUUUGUUUAUACCAGCUCCCUCGUGGCCUCUACCGCCCCAGCACUUGGAAAUAAUGUGAAUGUCACUCGAGACUCCUGGAAUGAUAUGGCCGUCGAGCUUGCCUGGGCUCCGCCUCCUUACGAGCCUAGCCGAGGUCCUGUUGUAUACAUGGCAAGCAAAGUUAUUGCCGAGAAAGCAGUGUGGGACUUUGUCAAGGAUAAAAAGCCUCACUUUACUCUUAAUGUUGUAGCUCCCUCCGCCAUCCUUGGUGAGCCACUUAACAAAUACAAUUCCGACAAAGGAUCUUCUUGGCUCAAAUACCUAUACGAUGGUUCUCUCGAGCAAAUAAUCGGCAUGCCUGCGACUUAUGCAGUAGAUGUCAAGGAUACUGCGCUGCUCCAUGUUGCUGCUGCACUUGAUCCCGAAACCAAGGGGGAACGCAUCCAGGCUUGGGGUAACAACGUUAAUUGGGACGAUUUUCUUGCCAUUUUGAGAGACAUAUAUCCAAAGGAGGAGUGGGUUGGUGACUUCACAGGCAAAGUCAAGUUGAGCAUCACUACCGACCAGACCCCAGCUUUGGCUCUCUUGAAGAAAUGGGGCAAUCAAGAUGGAUGGACAACCCCUCAUGAUUCGGUGGCCCAGGCUGUGGAUGUUUACCUUAAGUGGUACCCCCGUAGCUAA
This is a messenger RNA of Trichoderma aggressivum f. europaeum, 1041 nucleotides long. RefSeq lists its product as uncharacterized. The record is from RefSeq and is a predicted model, not a curated record. Lineage: Eukaryota; Fungi; Ascomycota; Sordariomycetes; Hypocreales; Hypocreaceae. Gene Ontology annotation, molecular function: oxidoreductase activity, acting on the CH-OH group of donors, NAD or NADP as acceptor. The coding region runs from base 1 to 1041 and encodes 346 amino acids. The transcript has 2 exons.